GGCGGAGGCUGGGCGGGGUGGGAAUGGGGCUCCCGCGGCCGGCCAGGGGGGAAGCGCAGGAGGCGGCGGUCGUGGCGGCCGCGUGAGUGCGAGGAGGCGGCGGCUGCAGCGGAGCCGACGGUCGCUGGGCGGCAGGCACUGGUGUGACAGAUGGAUAGGUAACAGAGGAGACCGCGUCCCUUUCUCGUCAGGGCGUCAGCAUGACCGAGUGCUUCCUGCCCCCCACCAGCAGCCCCAGUGAACACCGCAGGGCAGAGCAUGGCAGCGGGCUGACUCGAACCCCCAGCUCUGAGGAGAUCAGUCCUACAAAAUUUCCUGGAUUGUACCGGACGGGUGAGCCCUCGCCUCCUCAUGACAUCCUCCAUGAGCCUCCUGAUAUAGUGUCAGAUGAUGAGAAAGACCAUGGGAAGAAAAAAGGAAAAUUUAAGAAAAAGGAAAAAAGGACUGAAGGCUAUGCUGCCUUCCAGGAAGAUAGCUCUGGAGAUGAAGCCGAAAGUCCAUCCAAGAUGAAGAGGUCCAAGGGAAUCCAUGUGUUCAAGAAGCCCAGCUUCUCUAAAAAGAAGGAGAAGGAUUUUAAAAUCAAAGAAAAACCCAAAGAAGAAAAGCAUAAAGAAGAAAAGCACAAAGAAAAGAAAUCUAAAGACUUGACAGCAGCUGAUGUUGUUAAACAGUGGAAGGAAAAGAAGAAAAAGAAAAAGCCAAUUCAGGAGCCAGAGGUACCUCAGGUUGACGUUCCAAGUCUCAGACCCAUUUUUGGCGUUCCCUUGGCUGACGCGGUAGAGAGGACCAUGAUGUACGAUGGUGUGCGCUUGCCAGCCGUCUUCCGUGAGUGCAUAGAUUACAUGGAGAAGCACGGCAUGAAGUGCGAAGGCAUCUACAGAGUUUCAGGAAUCAAAUCAAAGGUAGAUGAGCUAAAAGCGGCCUAUGACCGAGAGGAGUCUCCAAACUUGGAAGAAUAUGAGCCUAACACUGUAGCCAGUUUGCUGAAGCAGUAUUUGCGAGACCUUCCAGAGAAUUUGCUUACCAAAGAGCUUAUGCCCCGAUUUGAAGAGGCUUGUGGGAGGACCACAGAGAUGGAGAAAGUACAGGAAUUCCAGCGCUUGCUCAAGGAACUGCCAGAAUGUAACCACCUUCUGAUUUCCUGGCUCAUUGUGCACAUGGACCACGUCAUUGCAAAGGAGCUAGAGACGAAAAUGAAUAUCCAGAACAUCUCCAUAGUACUUAGCCCAACCGUCCAGAUCAGCAACCGUGUCCUGUACGUGCUUUUCACACAUGUGCAAGAGCUCUUUGGCACCGUGGUCCUAAAGCAGGUGACAAGACCGCUGCGCUGGUCCAACAUGGCCACAAUGCCCACACUGCCGGAGACCCCGGCAGGCAUCAAGGAGGAGAUCAGGAGACAGGAGUUUCUUUUGAAUUGUUUACAUCGAGAUCUGCAGGGUGGGAUAAAGGACUUAUCUAAAGAAGAAAGAUUAUGGGAAGUACAAAGGAUUCUGACUGCCCUCAAGAGAAAACUGAGGGAAGCUAAAAGACAAGAGUGUGAAACCAAGAUUGCACAGGAGAUAGCCAGUCUUUCGAAAGAGGACGUUUCCAAAGAAGAAAUGAAUGAAAAUGAGGAAGUUAUAAAUAUCCUCCUUGCCCAGGAGAACGAGAUCUUGACCGAGCAGGAGGAGCUCCUGGCCAUGGAGCAGUUUCUGCGGCGUCAGAUCGCUUCAGAGAAGGAAGAGAUUGAGCGCCUCCGAGCUGAGAUUGCAGAGAUCCAGAGUCGCCAGCAGCACGGCCGGAGCGAGACGGAGGAGUGCUCCUCAGCGAGCGAGAGUGAGAGCGAGGACGAGGAGGAGCUGCAGACCAUCCUGGAGGACUUGCAGAGACAGAACGAAGAGCUAGAAAUAAAGAACAACCACCUGAACCAGGCAGUCCAUGAGGAGCGGGAAGCCAUCAUUGAGCUGCGUGUGCAGCUCCGACUGCUCCAGAUGCAGCGAGCCAAGUCUGAGCAGCAGCUGCAGGAGGACGAGGAGCCUGAGAGGCGAGGGGGCAUAGGCCCGCCGCCCUAUGAUGGUGUCCUCGAGGUCAAAGCAGCUAAGGAGCAGGUGAAGCCCUCCCCCAGCAAAGACCGGAAGGAGACGCCCAUCUGAACUGCCUGCCAGGCCCUGUGCGUCUUACUGUAAGCGAGUCAGCGGACUCUGCUGCUGUACAUGCUGUAGAGGUUCUCAGAGAUGCUUCCUCUUGCACACGUCUGACUCCUCGUCAGGCUCAGGUCCUGGGAGGGUGAAGCAGUGGACACACCAGAGGCUUACAGGGAACACAUGAGUUUCCAGAUAGUGUCAGCUCAUUUGAAAAUUAAUUUUCUUUGUUAAAAAUAACUAUUUUAACCCUUGAGUGGCUUCUUUUUAAACCAAAAAUCGUCUUUCUUUGCUUUUUUUUUUUUUUUUUUUUUUUUUUUUUUUUUUUAUCUUUUAUCACAGCAGAAUCAGGAUCUCUUAUCAAAGGGUGGGAACCAAACCAGGUCACUUCUGCACCUGCCUUGUGGACGCUUGUGGUCUCGCCAGCCCCACAGGGUCUCUGGCCACUCUUGCUUGUGCCUUCCACACCUUUUGGUGCAGAUUGUUCAGUGGGGAGCUGCCUCAUAUUUUCUGACUGGCCAAAAAGGCUCUCGCUGGGUGUUCCUUCCCUGCCCUGUACCACUUUGCUUUUACAGUUACAAAUCGAGUCCGUCAGUGUGAGUUAUCAGGAUGGCUGAGUCUGGUGGCAGAUAGAAGUUCUGUAUGCGUGGAGCCUGCCACCAGACUCGGCAGUGCAGGCCCAGUCACUCACUGCCAGGGAUCAGCAAAGGCCUUUUCACUGAGGUGGUCAGAGGUGACCACCUUGACCCUGAGACAUUAACACAAAGGAUGCGUCUCAAGCCAGAAACCUUUUACAUAACUGACCUUCCAGGAAAACCAGACGAUUUCAGUUGCUUGCUUGGGCUAGGAUGUGCUCACUUCUGCCAGGGUAAGCUAGGUGGAUGCUGUCAUGCAGAAGCUCUUCCUCAUUCACGUCCUCUCCAGGAGCUACUCAGGACUCCUCUGACAGCACUGAGCAGAGGAAAACGUGACAGCUGCAGUUGAUCCCACCUGAUUUUGCUUCUAGAUCAGGUGAACUGCUCCGAGGUGUCUGGGAGGCCUGACUCUGGGCAGCCAGCCAGAUUGGCCCCCUUGGGAGGUCCCCUGAGGCCCUGAAGACAAACUCCACACACUAAAGUGAGAAACAGACCCACACGAGGGCUCUAGUCUCCCCUCCUAGUUAGUAUUUAUUUCAGCACCUGUUUAAUGCAAUUUUUUUUAGCCUCUACCUAUUGCACUGUUGUGACUUGUUGGCCAUUAUUUGAUUUUUGUACGAAAAAAAAGCUUUGUUAUAGAAAUCAGCAUACUAUUUUUUUAAAUCUGGAGAGAAGAUAUUAUGGUGACUGGAAAUAUGGUCAGGUGUCAAAUAUAAAUGUAUAAAUGCCUUGCUGUGUCCUGUCAGACAUACUACAUUCAUUUUAUAUUUGCUGGCAUAUUGAAGACUUCUUUUUGUUUGUGUAAACUCUAAUUUCUAUCAAGGUAUCAUGGGUUUUUAAAAUUAGUAUUUCAUUACAAAUGUCUCAAUGUUGGUUAACUAACUUUUGCCAGGAUCGAUAUUGAUCAAGGAAAUAAAUUCAACAGCCAUUUGAAAAGAAAA
Arvicola amphibius (Eurasian water vole) is the source of this 3696-nucleotide messenger RNA. RefSeq names its product ralA binding protein 1 (gene Ralbp1). The coding region runs from base 201 to 2132 and encodes 643 amino acids. Lineage: Eukaryota; Metazoa; Chordata; Mammalia; Rodentia; Cricetidae. The record is from RefSeq and is a predicted model, not a curated record. Gene Ontology annotation, cellular component: membrane. Gene Ontology annotation, biological process: positive regulation of GTPase activity; endocytosis; small GTPase-mediated signal transduction. Gene Ontology annotation, molecular function: GTPase activator activity; small GTPase binding. The transcript is spliced from 10 exons.